UGGUGGGGCGAGAAAGAAAAUCGAAGAGAGAGAGAGAGAGAGAGAGAGGGGGGGAGAGUGCGAAAAUUGAAAUCCCGCCCAAGCCUCUCUCCCCCCACUGGAAAUGCCGCUCCCCCGAGCCGCCUCCUCCUCCUCCUCCUCCUCCGCCUGUCGUCGUCUCUGAGCUCUCGCGCUCGGCUCGGCGCCCCCGCUUCCCAUGGCGAGAAUCAAGCACACCGCCCACAAGAGUACCGGCCGCCGCCCCCGCCUCCCCGGCUCCGCCUCCGCCUCGCGGUCGCCGGCGUCGCCCGGGCCUACCUCCACCCCUGGCACGAGCACAAGUCCAGGGAGAAGUCCAAGAAGUGCCACUCCCCGAAAUCCGGCGGCGUCAGGGCAGAAGAAGCGACGCUUUAGGCCAGGAACGGUUGCUCUCCGGGAAAUUCGGCAAUUCCAAAAGUCCUGGAGACUGCUCAUACCGAGAGCUCCUUUCAUUAGGACCGUAAAAGAAAUUAGUAACGCUCUAGCCCCUGAUAUUACUCGUUGGACAGUUGAAGCUCUAUAUGCUAUUCAGGAGGCAGCAGAGGAUUUUCUGGUUCAUUUAUUUGAAGAUGCAAUGCUCUGUGCUAUUCACGCAAAGCGUGUUACCCUUAUGAGGAAGGAUUUUGAGCUGGCUCGACGGCUUGGAGGGAAGGGGCAGCCUUGGUGAUUGAUUGUAAAUUAAAUGUACCAAAGACCAGCAGUGUCGUGUAUGAGGGGAGGCUGUUUCUAUGGUCCGGCGACUCCGAUUGCCAUACCCAAUUCGUUCAAGAAGCACAAUGAUCGUUAGGAUGUUAGUAAAAUUAGCUGGUAGGCACUAACUGCAAUCUCUCAGGUAGUAUUAGCAUUUAUUUUCAUCUCCAACCACCUACAUUCCGGGAAGUAAGUUGUGUCGGAGAGCUAUGGAGGACAAAGAAACUCCCCGGUUCUGGAAGGAGAUUUUCUAACUCAGCAAUGACAUCGACAGGAACAGAGAAUGUUUCUGUCCAGAAUGUUUAUUUUUUCCUUGUUUUGCAUUAAACAAGGUGGAAAAACUGAACACAGGAUCCUUCAUGUUGCCCAAGAAAUAUGCAGUGGCACUUGUAUCUCUGCGUGUACGAUUAACAGUGUACAAACUAGAGAAAAUAAUACGAGGCUCACGCAAUUUUCACCCAA
This is a messenger RNA of Eucalyptus grandis, 1170 nucleotides long. RefSeq names its product histone H3-like centromeric protein HTR12. Gene Ontology annotation, cellular component: nucleosome. The transcript has 7 exons. Gene Ontology annotation, molecular function: protein heterodimerization activity; structural constituent of chromatin; DNA binding. The record is from RefSeq and is a predicted model, not a curated record. Lineage: Eukaryota; Viridiplantae; Streptophyta; Magnoliopsida; Myrtales; Myrtaceae. The coding region runs from base 197 to 685 and encodes 162 amino acids.